CAUGCCGGUCUGCGUUGGUUGUUCGCGUCGAACCACUUGGACGAGCGCCCGCCGUUGACCUCCUUCAUAUCGAACCAUCUUUCAACUCAAAACGAUAAAAGUUAUUAUAACAUCUAUCUCUUUUUUUUUUUUUUUUUUUACGAUUUUACGAACAGCCUUUGUGGUGGACAUGCCCAUUGCUGCACUGUGGUGAUAUCACUUGUUUCAUCCCAUUGCAUGCUUCAGCGGCAAGCUUUGCCACACGUCAACGUCCUAUCCCUCCAGUGCCCCACACGGAUGCCUUGUAAUUUCGUUUCACCCUCGACGCCUUUUAGACGCCGCCUUGAUCUGUUCCUGUCACUUUCUCCGCUCCGUUUGCGAGGUUGUCCUCACUGGGGGAACUUUACCAAUACUGUCGUUCCCAUGAUCUUCAUCAUAUUUGAUAACUAUGCAUAUGAACUUGGAGUCAAAACUGUGCUCGCAGGCAUCCUCGCCUUGCUACUUGGUCUCGUUGGAUUUGUUAUUAGUAUAUUUGCUCUCGGAGUAUUCUGGAUUGUACCUGCGAUGAGGACGCAGACCCCACCCUACCGAGAACCAAAUCGUCGUCAUCCACUCCAUCGUAGUCUCAACAGGCCCCGUGGUCCUGUAUUUACUUCCUCCCCAGAACCUAUACUUCAGGAAUUACCAUCAAUAUCUCUUCUGUCCAAGGCUCCUUCCCUUCGGCGAGCAUCGUCUUUUCCCGACUUGCAUAAAACGCCUUCUCUCAAGGAAAGACCCGCUGUGAGCUCGAGACAUGUUUCUUUCAAUCUCGACGCUCCGGAAUCCUACAAUUCAAGUUUGGCGAGGUCCGUCAGCAUGAACCCAUCUCCGAUGCCACCGACAAUUCAGCGUCGCUGGCCACCUGCACUAUCUCCGUUCUCCAGGCGUAAAUCGACACAAGGGGAGUCUGCAUCAUGCUCACCCACUGUACGUGAUGAAAGUAGUACCAUCACGUGCGAUCACAACUCGCCCACGUCAAAGAGUGCCUGUGUGCACGACCUUCCACUCAAGUGUUUCGACGAGCAUUGUGAAUGUCGCGGUCGUCGAAAUAGCACGGGCUGUGAUGAACAUGGCAUAAUGAACCGGCCUCAAGUGGACACUCUUUCCGAAGGGACAGCUUCUACGCGCUCGUCAAAAACCAUGUCUUUACGGUUACCAUCUGUUCGGAAAGCCUUCAGCGGAAAACGUCGUCCAGCAAGCGUUCCGCCGCGUGCGCCCGUUGUGAUCAACGUCAGCACGAAGGAGCAGUCUCAACAGCAACAAUCUGCACCCGAGUCCUCCGUGAAGUUGUUGCCAUCCCCCCCUCCCUUCCCGACAUCUGGUGAAAUGUAUCGCGCUGAAUUCGUGAGUCCUUUCCGGACGAAGAAACGAAAGAAACUUGAGUCUUCGAAAUCCAGUCGCAACCCGAUGUUUUCAUUCUCUAGUCCAUGGUCAAGUCCCAAACCUGCGGGGUUGUCGCCCGAUGUACAUCCCACGACAUCGUCAACUUCUGUUUUUACGAACUCACCAUCUGCACUUCGUAGGACGUUCGCGAGCCGCUUCACUCCUUUGUUCAAGUCACCUGCUAUCGGUUCUCCUUCUAGCUUAGAAUUUCCGUCCCCCUUACCUUCGCCGCCGCUACAGAUGGACGUGCCGAAGUUGACGGGCAAGUAUUCCUCGCGGUCUGUUCCUCGCACACAACCGUACGGUCCUCCUUGGAAUGCUGUGAUGCCAGGGCAACAUCACGAUCUGGUCAAUGGCAGCCUGGAUGACAUUAUUAUCGAGAGACCACGUCGCAGAAGAUCCAAUGGAACUGAAAGCCGUCGGGGGUUCAAGUCGCCCUCUAGCACCCUUCCGCCGAUAGACGCCUCUGAGGGCGAGUACACGCCUGAAAAUCUUGUGGAUGAGCUAGAUCAACGUGUAUCGGCUUUAACGCACUCUCAGGAUGCUGUUCCAGGUGCUUCCGCUGAGGUAGCUCAGCAAACACUUCGGAAGUCUUUGACUUGCGUCGGCGAACCCGUGAGACGCGAGUCCGCUAUCUUGUGGACGAUCGCAGGCCUUGAACAAGCUGUUGGCAUCUCAUCGGAUGAAUGUAGUUAAUUUCUCUUGUCAGUUAGUCAUGUUUUUUUUACUUCAGCGCAAUUGUACAUACGGGCACAUAGCAAUACCACUUUUAGCAUAUAUUCUCCAUGAAACGUUGGCAUAGCAUACACUCGGGUCAUGGCAAUCAUCGCAGUACAUCAUCUGAUAAUAUUUUCGCAACAAUGUCUAUUGAAACUUCUCAACUCGACA
This is a messenger RNA of Suillus paluster, 2289 nucleotides long. RefSeq lists its product as uncharacterized. The annotation marks the transcript as partial. The record is from RefSeq and is a predicted model, not a curated record. NCBI's taxonomy places the organism in Eukaryota, Fungi, Basidiomycota, Agaricomycetes, Boletales, Suillaceae. The transcript is spliced from 5 exons.